This is a messenger RNA of Lates calcarifer (barramundi perch), 2967 nucleotides long. Its product is annotated as DNA replication fork stabilization factor DONSON. The record is from RefSeq and is a predicted model, not a curated record. The coding region runs from base 131 to 1999 and encodes 622 amino acids. Gene Ontology annotation, cellular component: nucleus. Gene Ontology annotation, biological process: nuclear DNA replication. NCBI's taxonomy places the organism in Eukaryota, Metazoa, Chordata, Actinopteri, Centropomidae. The transcript has 12 exons.
UACGCUAGGCGCCAAAUUUGUUUAGUGCGGAAGGCGCAACAACAAGACGCUAGUGGUAUAAUAUUGUAAGCUAGUUAUUACAAUAUUGUCUUAUAGUUUCAGCUGUUUGGCCAAACUUUCCCUCGUCGGUAUGUCUCAGCAGUCAGGCUACUCACCCAGCUUCAAGCGACCGUCUGAAAUUAUGCGAAUGAGGAGGAAAAGAGCCCGAAGCGAGGCCGGUGUCUUCUCUAGCACGAGCGGGCAGGCUUCCACUGGCAGUCCGGGACAAAGCGGCUCGUCCCCGGCGUGUGUUCGUCCUUUCUCCCCGGGACCGCUUUUCAACUCUCAGGGCCGCUCCGGAGGUGGAAUAAAACGCAGAAACCCGUUCGCAAAUAUUGAAAAUACUUACAGCCCAAAAAAGAAAUUACUAAUUUAUAACGAGGAGGGAAAUGCCGAAGCUGCCGACAGUUACAAGAACAAAUCGACAGAAAAGGAGGGAGAAGAUGACAAGUCAACAAAGACAGAGUGUCACGGAGUUUUAUCUUUCAGUGCAAGUUUGACUGAGGCAGAAAAACAGGAACGCCAUGAUGCUUCCAGCAGGUGUCUCACUUUCUCUGAGGAUGACUCUCUGUUUGAAGAGGAGGAGGGAGACGUUACAAGUCCACUGCUGAAGAGUCCCCAGGCCAUUGCUCCUGCCUCCAUAGCUCCUCCAGUGUGCACGGAGUACCCAGCAGACUGGAGCCUGAAGACUCGCCUCCUCUUCACCUCCCCGCUCUCCCUGUCAUGGGCUGAGCAACCCAAAGCCCAGGAGGAAGCUCUGGGCCUCAGCCAGCAUUGCAGAGCUCAGUUUAGCACACUGCCUCACAGUCUACAGGAUCCCAGGUCCUGCUCGGAGCUUCGCUGUGCCUUCCAGCAGAGUCUUGUCUACUGGCAGCAUCCCUCCCUGCCCUGGCUCUCUCUGUUUCCUAGGAUCAAUGCUGAGAGGAGCUUCACAGGGAAGAGCACCCCAUGGGCUCAAGAUACAUCACUGCAGCAGAGUCUUAUGAGUGAAUGGUCAGUCAGUCUGUCAUCUCUCUACAGUCUACUGAAGGCCAGACUGUGUCCUUACUUCUACCUCUGUUCCUAUCAGUUUACAGUGUUGUUCAAGGCAGCAGGUCUCAGUGGUUCCAGCACCAUCACAGCCUUGAUUUCUCCCACAACCCGGGGCCUCAGAGAGGCAAUGAAGGCUGAAGGUAUAGAGUUCAGUCUCCCUCUAGUGGAGGAGAGGAAGAAGAGCAUGGACCAGCAGAACCAGGGAGAGGAGGAGAAGGAGGAGGAGGAGGAGGAGGAGAGAGCAGACGAGUGUUCUGAGCUGAAAGAGGGUGUAGACUGUCGGGGAGGUGAUGAGGAGGAAAAUGGUGAUGAAGACAGCGAUUUCUCCUGGCUGAAGGAGAUGGGAAUCCAGGACAAAAUCAAGAAGCCGGACAGCAUCACCAUACAACUUCGUAAGGAGGGUCACACUGUGUCUCUGGACCAUAAACCAGAGUCUGUGGUGUGUGUGGAGGGAUCUCACACUUUCACCCUCAUCAACUUCCUCAUUAACUGUAAGAGUCUGGUGGCUGCAGCGGGUUCUCAGGCCGGGUUACCGCCAACACUGCUGGCUCCCAUCGCUUUCAGAGGAGCUACGAUGCACACUCUGAAGGCCCGCAGUGUAAACGUGAAGAGCCAGGUUGGUUCUACCUACCAGAAUAUUAGCAGUCUGGAGAUCACAGGACCUAUCCUCCCCUCCUCUCUCCAUGCCAUCACUACCCUCCUUCGGCCCUCACAGAAAGGAAACUUCUCAGCUACUCUUUACACACACGCGCCUACUGCUGUCAUGAACAUGCACACUAAGCAACAGUGUCCUGGUUCGUCUGUGGACCUGUCUGGUUGCGGUCUCCAUCCUGCUUCCAUCCAGCAGUUGCAGCAGUCUUCCAGCUUGGGGAAGACUGCACUGACACACAUCAACAUGAAAAACUACAGCUACACCUGGAGAAACUGAAGGGUUGGUGACAGUGUGUGUUUCUGGAACUACCACUCUUCUAAGAACUAGAGAGUGUGUGACAGAAACAUCCGUUCUGUUGCACAUAAAAGCUGCACUAUUAUUGUUGCCACACCCAGACUGAAACCAGUACUCCUCUGAGUUUCUGUUUCUCUGAAAACGCCUUUUAAAAACAGAUUUUAUCGCACUGUAAUGUGUUUUUUAAAACUUUUUUUUUACGUCUGUUCUCUUGUAAUGAUUGCCUAGUUUAGGCAGCUUUUUGUAAGUACAUUUUAUUUGGUUCCAAUUUGUUUUAUUUUGGAGAAAACCGAUACUCUUUUCCCAUUCAUUUUUCUCAGCUCAGCGUUUAUGAAAUUAAAUUAUUGGUUUAAAAUGUUCAAACAAUUUCCUUAUUUAAUGAUUUUCGCUUCCUUUGAGAAGUUACAGUUAAGUGGUUUUUGCCCGCCCUCACACAUCAGCUCAUAGACUCUGAGCUGCCAUCACCAAAAUACUUCCAGCUGCAUCCAUUUUUCACUUAGAAGUCAGCGCACGCAAUCAUGCGGAGUCUUAGGAACAGUUCCAUCCUGCCCCGUCUUCAUGCCAUCUGUUAAUGGCCGGACUAUGAAGUGACAGGGAAGGUAAAAUACCCAACCCUGCAGGUGUCAAACAGGAACACAGGGAGCAUCCCUCUAACUGGGACAAGUACCAGUCAGACCAGGAUGUCUCAGCUGUUGUAGCCUUGGAGACACAGCAGCAGACCUCUGCCCUGGAUGAAGUUCAGCAAGAUUAACUUACUAGUUAGGGUUAGCUGAUCCACCAUCACCCACUGAGACCGUCCAUGCAGGUCUGCUGUAGGGAGAGAAGAAGAGGUAUUUGAACUGGAGUGAAGUGUAUGAAAAUGACUGGUGUAUAAUCUAUCUUGGGCAGGAUUGUUGAGUUUUUUGGCAACCUGGAAUCCUGAUUUUUUUUUUUCCCCCUCAUUUGAAUCU